This is a messenger RNA of Branchiostoma floridae (Florida lancelet), 3468 nucleotides long. Its product is annotated as protein crumbs-like. NCBI's taxonomy places the organism in Eukaryota, Metazoa, Chordata, Leptocardii, Amphioxiformes, Branchiostomatidae. Gene Ontology annotation, molecular function: calcium ion binding. The transcript has 11 exons. The record is from RefSeq and is a predicted model, not a curated record. Bases 87 to 2030 code for a protein of 647 amino acids.
GUCUAACGUCACCGAAGUACAACAAGGAAGUGGCUGCGAACGGUUCUCGCCUUCUCGGUAUAUCCUAACUUACUUCUCGUCCAGCUAUGUUGUUGUAUGGUGUCGCAGUACCGACCAGCUUUCGGGUUGUUGUCACAGUUCUCCUGGUAGCAUUGGUACCACAAGCAAAGUGUGAGAAGUUUAUAGACAAGAAUGGCUACUUGAAGUGGAACCUCGGCAGUAAUGUUCUAGUGGGCGCUGAGACAAGACUGGAGUUCACAUUCCGCUACUGUAACAACAAGGGCGUGCUGAUUUACCAACAAGGGGAGGGGAGGAACUUCUUCGCAUUAGGAGUCAACGAUCAGAGACUGUACAUCGAGGCGUCCAUAGAUGGACUGGCCGUGGAGAUGUACGCCGGCGAGAACGUUCUCAGGAACCAGACCCACGAUGUCACCAUCACAAACCUGAGGACCCUGAACGCCAACACCGGAGUCAUCAUCGACGGGAUCGCCUACACGCCAGAGGUGAUCACGGACGUGGUCGUGGACUUGGACUUCAGCCGCAGCAUCCUCGUCGGAGAAACUCAGAUUGGUGGAUACGAAUCCAUUGAUCAACUGAGGCUCAACACCCAGCGCCUGAAGGCCUACCCCAUCGUCUGCAUAGACUUCAUGCGUGCGGGGCAAACCGACAUCGACCUGAACAACCCCGACAGCUCGCUGGGCGUGACGGACCGGUGUGUCGUCUGUCUGCCGCCAUCCGUGGUCACUCUGACGAAGACGACGUCAUUCCUAGAGAUGAAGGUGGACAGCACUCCCCGGUCCAACACGAUCAUCAGUAUCAACUUCAGAACUAAGGCUCCAGACGGUGUCCUGUUCUAUUUCGGAGGCCCGGCGUACCUGGCUCUGUACUUGGAGGGCGGGGCGCUCGUCCUGCGGCUCAACACAAGGGGAAGUGGUGCUGACACCAAAUAUAAAACAACCAGAACAACCUUCAAUGAUGGAGAAAUGCAGGAAGUUUCCGUGACGAGGACAGGCAACAUGGCCACCUUGGUUGAUGGCGCCGGGAAUAUUAUUGCUCGAGUAACUUUCGGAGGCAGUCAGAACAGCGCCCAGGCCCUGAACGCGGACCGCCUGUACGUGGGCGGCUUCCCGGACGCUAACAGCGCAGACCUGUCCUCGGACAUCGAGGUGCGGCAGUCGUUCCGCGGCUGUUUGGAGGAGCUGCGCUUCUCCUCCUACAGCGCCGUGGAAGAGGCGCCCACACAGAUCAACUUCGAGAACCAAAAUGAGGCGUCCAGAGAUGUGGACUUCUCUGCCUGUCUGGAGUCUGCCAGCUGCCAGUCCUACUCGUGUACGGGAGAGGGUCAGCAGUGCAGCAUGGGAGUGUGUGAGUGUAUCCGUGGAUACGGAGUCCUGUCUCAGGACCCGCUCGAAUGCUACAACAUCGACGACUGCAGUCCCAACCCCUGUCAGAAUGGCGCGGUGUGCACGGACAAGAUCGCCGACUACAACUGCACCUGUACGGACCGGUACAAAGGUAAAAACUGCAGUGUCAUCCGCAACUGCUAUGACUUCCCGUGUCUCAACGGCGCGGAGUGCAUCGAACUGGACACGCCGACACCUAGCGCGGCUGGCCGGAACUGCAGCUGUGCGCCAGGCUACAAGGGCGUUGACUGUGGACAGGACUGUGACGAAUGUACUGAACAGUGUAACAGCGGAAUUUGCGUGAACUCCAUCAGCUGUGAAAACAGCAUCGGGGACUUUGUCUGCGAGUGUAAGGAAGGCUACGAAGGGAAGGACUGCAGCAAUGAGAUAGACCACUGUAAGGACAACCCGUGCGGCACCGGCAUCUGUAACAACUUCCUGACGGGAUACAACUGCACUUGUCCCGACGACCCGACAGGAGCCGUGCCGAACCGUCAGAGCUGCGGCUCGCUCCAAGCUCCUAACCCCAUCUCGCCCGCCGCCCUGGCAGCCAUUCUUGUCUGUCUUUCUUUCUUUAUUCAAGUUGUUACAGGACAACACACUGCGGGCACUAGGCAGCGAAGCUGAUAUUGUGGCCACAGACAUAUAAAUAUACAAUACAAAAUGGACAUGUAUAUACAAGCAAUAGAAUAAAAUAGUUUUUACAUUAAAAGCAGUUAAAGCUAACAUUUUGUACGAACUAGCUAAGGAUUUACUGGACAGAGGUACGGCUGGAAGUGAAUCUUUUGGUAGAUAUCGUGUACACACACAGUGCUUCUGAAAGCUGUCUAUUGGUGACAGCGUCAUGGUCAGGUGAGCCCUGGAGCAGGAGUGAAACAGUAGGCCGUUGUUGUACAAGGCGUUCAACGGUGGAGGUGAGUUUGCUACGCUGGUCGGAAUACAGGGGGCAGUGUAGCAGGUAGUGUUGAACUGUUUCGGAGGAAGCCCCACAGACACAAUGUUUGCUCUUGAUGUUCAUUUUGUACAAAGUACUGUUUAGUUGGCACCAACCCAUGCGUAGCCUGGCAGCUUGGAUGUUACUGUGCCUUGGGCCGAGUCGUCGGUAAGUUUGGUGGUGCCUUGUGGAUAGCAGAUGCUUUUUGCUAACUCUCUUGAAAUCAGUGAGGCUUUGGGCGUCUCUGACUGUCUGCGGUAGCUGGUUCCAGAGUGACGAUGUGAAAGGAAUAAAGCUGUUUUUGAAUGUCUGGGUCCGGCAACGAGGAACAUGAAGGUGAGUGUUGUUACGUAGCUGUAGACGUGUUGUAGACUGGGCGCCUCUUGUUGACGGAGUAAGCAGCUGUAGAUGUGGGGGUACAGGUCCGUUCUUCAUGUUGUACAUGAUGGUGAGUGAGUUGAGCUGUCGUCUGGUGGCUAGAGAGUCCCAUUCCAGUUCCUGCAGUAGGUUAGAUUUUGGAGUACCUUUCAUCGCCCCUGUGACGAGAAGGCCUGCUUGGUACUGGACCUGUUCUAGUAACCUGCUAGCUGAACUUGCCAAGUCACCCAGUAGCGCUGACGCGUACUCCAACUUGGGUCGAACUAGAGCAAAGUAUGCUGUUUCUAAGGCCUGUCUUCCAAGUUUGCCACUGACUUUGCGCAAGAGGCCUAGCAGUUUUCUACUCUUGCCUGUGACCACCUGUACGUGUUCCGUCCAUCUGAGGGAUUGGUGAAUGGUGACACCUAGAUGGCUGUAGAAAGGCACUUGUUCCACAAUCUUCCCGAGUAAGUAGAUAGGAGGUAGCUGGACGUUGUUACGAUCAGAUUUUAUGCAGACUACCUUACACUUAUCAGGGUGUAAACUGAGGCCCCAGUCAAGAAACCAGGUGGAUACUAGUUGUAGAUCUAUAUUUGUGGUGGCUGCCACUUCCUGCACAGUCUUGGCUGAGUUGUAGAGAGAUGUGUCGUCUGCAAAACAGUUUAGUGAUGACCUGCAUGGGAGGCUCAUCAGAUCAUUUAGGUACAGCAGGAACAACAAAGGUCCCAGUAUACUGCCUUGAGGUACACCUGCUGCCGUUGAACCCCAGGAUGA